This is a messenger RNA of Mixia osmundae IAM 14324, 2802 nucleotides long. RefSeq lists its product as uncharacterized. The record is from RefSeq and is a predicted model, not a curated record. NCBI's taxonomy places the organism in Eukaryota, Fungi, Basidiomycota, Mixiomycetes, Mixiales, Mixiaceae. The coding region runs from base 1 to 2802 and encodes 933 amino acids. The transcript has 2 exons. Gene Ontology annotation, molecular function: DNA binding; zinc ion binding; DNA-binding transcription factor activity, RNA polymerase II-specific. Gene Ontology annotation, biological process: regulation of DNA-templated transcription; DNA-templated transcription.
AUGGACCGAAUCGGCGGCUUCAACAACCUGCACCGAAGCAUCAGAGCCAUGCGCUCAAUCGAAGAAAGAGCCGACACUGGCAUUGCAGACUCUCCCCACUAUAAGCCUGCAGGGCUCGUAGCAGCUAGUCCGGACGGCUUGGCGACUGUGAGGGACACAAGAGAUCCUUCCGCACUCACUCAACCGGCCAUCACUUACAGCAGCUCUGUGACAAGCUCGCUCUCGCCUCCUGAACCUGUCAAGCCGACAACACCCUCGACUGGCGCCUCGGUUGCUGAAAGCGCCGAUGUCGAGCUACCGUCGGACAAGCAGGCGAGGCGCAAGAAGCGCAUCGAGCGCAAGUCUGCUAGUUGUAAUCAAUGUCGACGCAAGAAACUUCGCUGCGACCGACUAUAUCCUUGUGGCAGCUGUACGAGCCGAAAGACCGACUGCGUCUGGGAGGGUGCCGUGCCUCUCCUGACUGCUCGAGACAUCAACGAUGCGGUCGAGCUCAGAGCAAAAGUCGAGCAGCUCCAAGCUAUCGUCGACAGGCUCACUCAAGCUCGGGCAGAGGCCGUGCCUACUUUCUAUCCUGACGCGCCAGAGCAAGCCCGGCCCGGCUAUCAUGCGAUAGGCACCGGUAGCUCGAACAACACGAGUGGCUCGUCCAUGUCAUCUGGUAGGGCCGCGAGCUCGAUCCAAUCUGGCUCGAGUACCUCGACACUGGCCAAUGAUCGUGGGCCACGCGAGGAACAGUCUACUUCCAAAGAGCUGCACGAUCUCAAGGCGAACGAUCUCUGCGAGACCCUGAGUCAUAUGGUCAUCUCGCAAGUCGUCCAGUUUGACGUACCGCGGUCCAAAGCUCUCAAGGAGUGUCGACUCGUCACAGAAGCGCAAGAAAGGAUGCUCCUACCGCAAGCUUUUGGUUAUUGCGAUAACAAUCUCCCUCCUCCCCAAAGCUUACCCGCUGAUGCCAAUGCGAUGCUGGCCAUCCCGUUCGGCUCCACGAACGUACGCAUUGAAGAUCUGAUCAACAAGCUGCCAACAGAGCCUCAGAUGCGAUCCGCUCUCUCGUACUACACCCGCUUCAUCGACUGGUACCAGCAUGCGGUAUGCCUGCCGGACUUUCAUCGGCAAUGGGCCGAGAUGCGACAGGCUAUCGUGACGGGUCAGCACGACAGAAUCGAUCUAGCCUUCAUGGCUACCUUUUUUGGCGUGUGUGCCAUGGGAGUCAGCAUGAUGCCACUAGCUCGAGCGAUCCGGGACGGACUCGGAGCAGACAAGGAGAAGCUCGUCGAUCAAUGGCUUGAGGCUGCAAUGCGUGCACUCAUCGCAGGCGCGUUCUUGACCAAUCCCAGCCUCGAGGCGAUCCGCGCCAUCGUCAUCCUGAACACGUUCUACAUCUUCAUGACGCCUGCCGAAGCCUGUGGGUCAGGCAUGGCAUUACUGGGCAUGGCCGGUCAGCUGGCGUUUCAGCUUGGGCUUCAUCGAGAUCCAUCACAUCAACCCGAUCGCUACACAUUCAAGCAGGCAGAAGAUCGCAGAAAGACCUGGUGGACACUGCUCUCCUUUGAAGUCCUCGCGGCAGCUGCGCUUGGUCGCAACUGGUCCACGUUCGAUCUGAGCAAUGUCGAUACGCAGUUUCCCCAGGACGCCAAUGAUGACGAGAUCACGGAUCGAGGGAUCGUGCGCAAUUCGACGGGCGAGACUAUCAUGAGCUUCUUGCUGAUCAGAUACCGUACCGCUGUCGUGUCCAAAAGUAUCACCGACACUGCGUUCGGCGUGGAAGGUGUGACUUACAAGGCAGUCCUGGAGCUAGAACGGAAGAUAGAGCACCUUGAGGGCUCCAUGCCGCGUCACUAUGCAAAUGGCUGGAACGGAACUCGGCUCAACCUCGCUGCCAAGAAUCCUCUGCAAGAGUUGCGCGUCUGCAUCACUCACAUCGCUAUCUGCACUGAGCGCAUGCGACUUCAUCGGCCCUUCUUAACAAAAGGCUUCACCGAUCCAGUGUACGCUCGUUCGAGACAUCUUUGUAUCAAAGCAGCCAGAGUCUUCCUGGCCAUACACGCAAGGGCGUGCUGUCGACAGAACUGGGGAAGCUUGCAUUUCAAAUCAUCUGGGGCAUGCAUCAUCUUACUCCUUGAGCUCCUGCAAAAUCCUCACAACCCCGAAGCAGACACCUAUCGCGCGGAGAUCAAGAACGCGAUGUCAAUCAUUCGCAUGUCUGCACAAGAAUCUGUGCGUAUUCGUAUAGUCUUUGCAAUCGAUCUCAUGCGCGAGCAGAGCUGUGCACGUAAAGCAAUAAAGAUUUUGACCUUUCUUAGUGAGAAAGAGGCUGAGGUGUCGCAAACAAAUAUGCACAAGGUGGCAAAGCGAGCGAGGACGAAUUUCGAUGCGAACGACGGAUUGUCAACUGCAAUCGAUCCUUUCGCACUGACAGAGGCCCAGCGUGCACGUCAUUCAGACGAGCCGCAAGACUCGCAAAUCCUCUGGAAGUCAACCGCACCCUGGCCGCUCGAGCCCCUCAAUCUCUACACGCUUCCCUCACAAGCACAUCGCCUCGUGCGCAAUCCUCGCAGGACAAGCGACAAAGAAAUACCGACUGGCCUGCCUACUCGUCAGGAGCCGGAGGUAGAGGAUCUGAGUGCAUAUCAGUUCAGCUUUCAACCGCCGCCGUUGACUCAUCUCGAGCCACUGAGUAGUGCACCAGGCAGGGGCAGGCAGUCCUCUCCGCCAGCGGACGCAUUAGGCUCUUCGAGCACACUCUACAGUCCCAUCACGCACGGCAUCAGCCUUGAAGGCGCUCUGUGGCACGCUAGCUAA